Selaginella moellendorffii is the source of this 875-nucleotide messenger RNA. RefSeq lists its product as uncharacterized. The coding region runs from base 1 to 693 and encodes 230 amino acids. Gene Ontology annotation, biological process: protein import into nucleus. Lineage: Eukaryota; Viridiplantae; Streptophyta; Lycopodiopsida; Selaginellales; Selaginellaceae. Gene Ontology annotation, cellular component: nucleus. The record is from RefSeq and is a predicted model, not a curated record. The transcript is spliced from 6 exons.
AUGAACACCUCUAGGGCAAGGAAAUCGCCCAGCGACAAGGCGGCAGCAUGGAAGGCCAAGCUGAGAGAAUCGUGCUUGAUGCGCAUGAACCACCACAGGAGCCAGCUGCUCUGGGAAUUGCGAUCGCCAAAGUCUCAAGAACAGGUGAUCAAGGAGAUUAUGAGCAAGGAGCUGGAGAACAUCCGGAUUGGAGGAGAGGACGGCGAUGGUGACAUGCUGUGGAACUAUUCCUCUGCUGGAUCAAAGUCGCCGUCGGAGCUAUCGCCACAAGAGUACGAGGAUCUUAUGCUCGCAAUGCAAGCGGUUUUGUACCAAGGCACGUAUCCUGAGCAGCAGCAGCACGACGAUCUCGAGGACUACGAGAAGGCGACAGCUCUCGAGGAUUCCUCGUUGGCCAGUCUUUUCGAGCAGAAUCACCAGGAAAAUGGUGUACUUUGCCCGCUUUGUCGGCGAGGAUUCCUGUUGGACAAAGAAAAUAGCAUCAGAUGCAGCAGUAAUGGCUGCCUGGACUUGGAAAGUCAGCGCGACAAGCUCAAGGUGGGAGUCGAAUUUGUACGCAUCCGCUUGGCAGAGCUGAUGGAUCAACACUACAGCUCGGGUUGUAGCAGCCAACCGGUCUUCACCUUCAAAGACGAGUUCCAGAGCCUGUUCAUUCUGUGCAACUCGUGUGACUUCUUCGAGGUUGUCGUAUAGAUACAUAGGCGAAAGGUGUUUUAUACAGGCACGGGUGUUUUUCGUUCGCACGCCGGAGCAGGAGAUUGAUCAUCAAAGGCCUCAAGAAGAGAAUUUCCUUUCUCUGGAAGCUUCGUUUUAUAGCUGGAGAUGAGAUUAGUAUGUGUAUAUAAUAAAGUUAACGCUUGCGUCUCAAGAAGCAA